Alternaria atra is the source of this 489-nucleotide messenger RNA. RefSeq lists its product as uncharacterized. The coding region runs from base 1 to 489 and encodes 162 amino acids. The record is from RefSeq and is a predicted model, not a curated record. Lineage: Eukaryota; Fungi; Ascomycota; Dothideomycetes; Pleosporales; Pleosporaceae. Gene Ontology annotation, molecular function: proton-transporting ATPase activity, rotational mechanism. Gene Ontology annotation, biological process: proton transmembrane transport. The transcript is spliced from 6 exons. Gene Ontology annotation, cellular component: proton-transporting V-type ATPase, V0 domain.
AUGUCGUCAAACGAGCUCGCGCCCAGCUUCGCGCCAUUCUUUGGCAUGAGCGGAAUCGCGUUUGCUAUGAUCUUUGGAUGCGCGGGAGCUGCCUAUGGCACAGCCAAAGCAGGUAUCGGCAUCGCGGGUAUCGGAACAUACAGGCCAGACCUGAUUAUGAAGUCGCUCAUCCCUAUCGUCAUGUCCGGUAUCUUGGCCGUCUACGCCCUCGUCAUAUCCGUCCUCAUCGCCAGCGACAUCAAGCCGCCGCCGAAUAACACAUACUCGCUGUAUGCAGGAUUCAUGCACAUGGCUGCUGGACUGUCAGUCGGGUUGUCUGGGUUGGCUGCAGGUUAUGCGAUUGGAAUUGUAGGAGACGCUGGCGUGCGCUCUUUCAUGCGGCAAUCGAGGAUCUUUGUCGGCAUGGUCCUCAUCCUUAUUUUCGCCGAAGUCCUGGGUCUCUAUGGACUCAUCGUCGCCCUUAUCCUCAACACCCGAGCAAGUGGCUGA